This is a messenger RNA of Mesorhabditis belari, 2478 nucleotides long. The record is from the annotation of a GenBank genome assembly. NCBI's taxonomy places the organism in Eukaryota, Metazoa, Nematoda, Chromadorea, Rhabditida, Rhabditidae.
AUGCGGGUGACAACACUACUCAUUUUGCUGCUGCUCCAUCACGCGGCGUGGACGCUGAGAUUGGACAAAUGCAAUGCAAUCCCGUUGGGCAUGGAGUCCGGCGCCAUCACCGAUGCGCAAAUCACCGCCUCGUCGAGCUUCGAUCAACAAUCGGUUGGACCCCAAAAUGCGAGAAUACGAAGUGAAUUCGCCUCAGGCGCUUGGUGCCCGAAGAGUCAAAUUCAUCCGAAAAGCUAUGAGUUCAUUCAGGUGAAUCUCAACAAAACACAUGUGAUUACCGCCGUUGAGACCCAAGGUCGAUAUGGAAAUGGAACAGGAAGAGAAUACGCGACACAUUUCAUGAUCGACUAUUUGAGAGAAGGAGCUCAAUGGAUACGAUAUCGGAAUCGAUCGGGACAUGAACUUCUGGACGGAAACAAGGACACAAUGACGGCUCUGUUCACUAAACUUGAUCCUCCAAUUGUGGCCUCUCGAAUCAGAUUAGUGCCAUCGAGUAAACAGACGAGAACGAUGUGCAUGAGGAUUGAGCUACAUGGAUGUCUGAAUACAGAUGGCUUGAUGUUUUACUCUCUUCAUCCCGAAGGCUCGAGAGUUGGUUUCUUUGAUUUUCGAGAUCGAAACUUUGAGCAAGUCGAACAGUUCGCUGAGGAUGGAAUCAAGAGGGGUCUUGGCACUCUUUCUGAUGGAAACGCAAGUCAACGAUCGCCUUAUGAAGACACUCCAGAGAACAGCACGUGGAUUGGAUGGAAUCGAGAAAAGACGGAUGGAAAUGUGAGCAUCACAUUUGAGUUCGAUUAUGUGCGAAACUUUUCGAGUAUGGACUUCAAUGCGUUUGGUGAAAGGAUGGAGCAAAUUGAUGUGAUAUUCAGCCAAGACGGGAUCAACUUCCCACUCGCCUCGCAAAUCUCUUCCCUUGAUCAAUCCGCAAAUCGAUCAAUGAGACUCUUCAAUUUGAAGCUACCACUUCAUCGAAGACCCGGAAAAGUGCUUAAGAUCUCUUUCCGUUUCGCCACCGAAUGGUUUUUCCUCUCCGAGAUCAACUUCAAUUCAACACCACUCCAACGACCCGUUCCAUUCGUAUUUAAACGAAUCGUUUUGUACAAUCACGCGGAUGAAGUUGGAGAGAAAGAGAUUGUUUUGAUCGAGCCGGAGAAAGGAGGAGUUGACUAUUCAAUUCUUUAUUAUGCGGGAUUAGCUCUGAUGGCCGUGUUGUGCACAACUUGCAUCCUCUGCUGUUUGUUGUGCCUUCGACGGCGAAGACCAAGAGAAAAGGAGGCUUUGGAUAUCUAUGAAGGUGAAACCCGAGCUGCAAUGAUCGUCACGACGAUGGGCAGCAAUCGAACCUAUCCAACGCAUUCCUACAUCAAUCAGUUGAAUUCGAUGUUUUCCGGGGAGAAAACUGUUAGCACUAGUCUAUCAUCGAAAAGCAACAGUUCAACGAGAUCGGCUAAAACCGAAGCCCCGUCAUGGCAAGAUUUUCAUUUCCCACCUCCGCCAAAAACUCCCGUAGUACAUGAAGCUGAAGGACCCUAUGCUGAGCCAUCUCUAACCCUGCCUCUUCUCCCAUCACAACACCGACCACCAGCACCGCCAAGAAUGGGUGCAAACACGCUAAACAAGAACCCAAAGAAACACAAAAUGUACGUCGAUGACAGUCUUCACUAUGCUACAUCAAAUAUUUUUACGACUUACGGGUUUGACAACGUGAAGAAAGUGCACAAUCAUGAGCUUGAAAUUGGAGCGGAUCUCGGCGAGGGAAAGUUCACUCUAGUGAGGGAAUGUCGAGGACCCGGCAUCCCGAGAGCUGCUCACAAAUGUGCUAAAGAGCGGGGGAAUAUUCAUGCCAGAAGAACCCUUCUGGAUGAACUCCGAGUUCUCUCCACUCUCAAUCAUCCACGAGUCGUUCGACUUCUCGCAAUGGAUGAAGACGCGGGGAUGAUCCUUGAGCUAGCCGAGCAUGGAGAUAUCCGAACACUCUUGAAGUCGAAUAGAAGAUUGGGAUUGGACAAUCUAUUGACAAUGUGUGUGGAUGUGGCUCUGGGAAUGGAAUACCUUGAGACACAGGGUGUCAUUCAUGGACAUCUCACUCCUGGAAAUGUGCUUGUUGAUUGUAAUUUGAGGGCAAAGGUCUCCUCACCUCGGGGUCAAACUCAUCACGCUCAACUCCGUUACAGUGCUCCAGAAAGCAUAAUAAUGAACGAAUGGUCAAACAAGUCGGAUAUGUGGGCAUAUGGUGUGACUACUUGGGAAAUCGUUCAAUUUGGGGAACACUUACCGUUCGAAGGGUUUAGCAAUGCGGAGAUCAUGGAGAACGCUGAGAAGAUGCUGGCUGGAGAUGAGAAUACGAUGUACCUCGUCUUACCCGAAACGGUUCCCCGUGUCUUCCACGAAGCUCUCUCAAAAGUUUUCCGAGCUGAUCCCAAUCUCCGACCAAGCUUCGCCGAUAUCACCGCCAAGAUUGCGAAUUUCUAUGAAUCU